Messenger RNA from Halichondria panicea, 4838 nucleotides. RefSeq lists its product as uncharacterized. NCBI's taxonomy places the organism in Eukaryota, Metazoa, Porifera, Demospongiae, Suberitida, Halichondriidae. Bases 520 to 4659 code for a protein of 1379 amino acids. The record is from RefSeq and is a predicted model, not a curated record. The transcript has 8 exons. Gene Ontology annotation, molecular function: protein binding; GTP binding. Gene Ontology annotation, biological process: signal transduction.
CAUUUUGUAUAUAAUUAUUAUAUCGAAUUGUAAAGUUAGGCUAAGCCAGCUUAAUUAAUUACAUGAAGUUAUCAGGGAUGCAAAAGCAGGUUCUUAACAAAAAAAAAGACCCCACUCCUAAACCCUAUAACCAAGCGGUUUAUUUCUCUAAAAACUCAAUUUUUAAUCAUUAGAUAGUCUACUGUAUAAGGCCAUGCAAAAUCAAUUUGUAGUUUCUCAGGCCCUCGCGCUUGGAAAUUGACUACGUUCUUAAAUAUCACGUGACCUCGAAAAGAAAUGCGUGGUUGUUGGGUCAUGAAAAUAAUUAUGACUAAUAAUUAGAUUAUGCACUUCCGCUUAUUGAGGAAGUUAGGGGUGUGUUUUCAAUUAAAUUUCUAUGAAUAUCAUUAUCAUUCAAUCGCUUGCGAUAACCUGAGAAACUACAAAUUGACUUUGCAUGGCCUAAAGUGUUGUUGAAAGUCUGUGAAGUAGUUACUGUAAUUUGGAUCCUGAUCAUCUGCAGUGCACUACCAGACAACAAUGGCAGCUCAGUCAUUGGUCCCCCUCUCCACUCACAUCUACCAUCCUAGCCCAGCUUAUCACAGGGACUUCUUCCUGCUGCGAAUGCCCAUCAAGGUCAACAACCAACCAAGUAUCAUCAAAAUGAUCGAUGGCACUCCUGUGCUAUACUGUCCUGAGGUGGAGCUCUCAGUGCAACUGGUCGUACUAGCUCAGCAUGUCUCCACUGUGCUAGCUGAUUACCAUAUUGCACUAAAAGGAGCCUAUUACGAUGACAACUAUCCACUCUAUGCCAUUGAUCUACCUCCUCCAAUAUCCUACGAGGGAAUACAAUCUUUGCUACCCGCCUUCUCAAAUGUUUGUUCCAGCAUCGCUGAGAGAUAUUUUUCAAGAGUUUCUUGCAAAACUGCAGUGACAGUUCACAUGCAGCUUCUUCUUUGCUCCCCUGCAAAAGACAGCUCUUCAACUUCCAAAGUCACUGCAAUUCAGCUUGGAGAAGACUUAUCAGACAAAUCAGACGAGAUUUUUUUGACCUUUUUAGGAAGCAAGAUUUUUAAAUUCUCUGAGCUGUUUGCCGACAGUUCCAACUCGUCUCCUACUAUCAUUGGAUUAUCCUCUAAAGCUGCUGCUGUGUCAUUUGCGUCACUGCUUCGAGCACUGAGUGAGAAGGCCAGUCACAAGUGGUUCAAUAUUGGAGCUUUUCUUGGAGUAUCUGCUGAGAAAUUGCAGACAAUUGAGAAGCAAUACCAGAAUCCAGAGUCUUGUUUGACACACAUGCUGAAGAAUGUGGUGGACUGUAAAACCGAGCUUACGUGGGGAAAGGUGGUCUCAACGCUUUCCACUGUUGGGCUAAGCAAUCUAGCAGAGGAAGUCAGUGAGGAACAUGGUGUUUGCUUCCUGAGGGCUGAAAAUGAAGAUACAGCAUCUUUAACUAAACCCACUCUUCAAUCUUUGAGCCAAUCUCUAGCUGUGGUCAGUGCCAAGUGGUUCAACUUUGGUGCUCUUCUAGGAGUUCCCCCCAGUACACUACAAGCAAUUGACAACCAGUACCACUCAGACUGUGAUGACUGCCUCACUAGAAUGCUUAUAUGGGUGAUUGAAAACUCACGCAUCACAUGGUCCUCAGUAGCACAAGCUCUGGGCCAGAUUGGAUAUGGAGACCUAGCGGAACAAAUCAGACAAUCACAUGAUAUCUCACCAGUACAAUCUGAGGGUGUAACACAGCAAGCUGAAGCCGGUGAUACAGAGCAGUGGAAAAUUGAAGUAGAGUCCUCUGUCACUGAAGUUCGACAAGACAUUGACACUCUUAUCCAGCAAGAUUAUGCUAAUAUUAAACAUGAGCUGAAGCGGCUGAAAGAAGAAAAAGAUGGGAUCCAAAAACGUCUUGAGCAAGAAGAAACACAGUGCAACAGCCUUCAUGAAUCGAAAAGACUCCUGGCCAUUCAAUUGAAGCAAAAAGACAAACAACACCGUCAGAAAAUAAAGGCCAUCGAGAAAAAGAUUAUUGAGAAACAGUCGACAGUAGCUGAUCUAAAGAGUGAACUUGAUCACACCAAUAUGAAGUACAAUGAAAAAUCUCAGCAAAUGGCCAGUCUUGCUGCAACCUUGUCAUUGAAAACGAGUGAACUCGUAGAGAAGUCGUUUGUACUGUCUAAAAUUAAAGAGUCAUUUUUGGAAUGUGAUGAUGCUUUUAGAAUUGCUGAUGGGCGAAGGCUAGACUAUCAAAAACGGCUGGUGGAGGCGAAACAAGUUUCUCAAGCUGCUUAUCUGGCUGAAAUAAAGUCACAAAUUGAAACUGAAACUGAAUGCGUGAAGAGCCUUGAAGAAGAGUGCCACAUUGUUGACAAACAGUGCUCUGACCUUGCCACCAUUAUUGCUAGCAUUGAAGGAGACAUUGCUACCAAAGAACAAGUUUGCAAAACUCUGGAAAGUAAUACCGAGGUUUUUGUUGAGAAGCAGAUUGAGCUCACUGAGCUGAAAAUGGACGUAAUAAAUCGCAAACUGGAGCUUGCUAAAGCAGAGAUCAAACGUCAAGAUUCCACACAAGAACUAGCUUAUCAUCAAAAAGAUUUUCAAAAAGCAAAAAACCGUUUGCCUGAACUGAGCAAAUGCAGUGUAGAUGGUAUCGACGUACCCGUACACAAGGCAAGAGCAUAUGUUGCCAUAGAGAUCAAGGUCCAUAUUUACGACAGAGACGGGGAGCCAUGCAGCGGACAGCAUUUAGUUUCUCUAUGCUGUGAAACAGAUGAGCAGAUGUUUACCGAGCCCAAUAACAGUACCCCUGGCACUUACUCUCUCUCCUAUACCCCCUCAUGUCUGGGGGAGCACUCGUUAGUAGUAGCCGUGAACAGUACACCCAUCAAUGAAACGCCCUUCAAUAUGUUCUUCCUGAACAGUCCUCAUCCCCCAAACUGCACCAUUACAGUUUUAGACAAGAAAGCUGUCCAACGCAAGAAGUUUGGUGCCCUCGUGCAACUGAAAGACCAGAAUGGUGAUCCUGUUAAUUCACAACAGAACGUGUCAGCAUAUUUGAAAUUUCCCGAUACGGCAUCCGAGAAGAUUAAAGCAAAUAUUUCCUCCUCUAGUGAUUCUCCUGACACGUACAUGCUUUCAUUGACUUCACCUUCUAGUGGUGAGGGAGUACUCUCCGUCUUUGUUGAUGAUCAGCUCAUUGCUAGUCCUUGUGUCAUGCUGCGAGCGUUCAAAGACAGAGCAUUUAAAAUGCUGCUCAUCGGCAAAAUUGGAUCUGGGAAGACCUCUUUUCUCAAUCUUCUUUACAACUGUGCCACUGUUGGCUCUGGGUUUGAAGCGAAAGGUCUUGAGCAAUUUACACAGUUCAAUGACAUUAAACUUGAAAAAGCACAAGCACACCCUAAGGAAACCAAAACAAGUGAUGCUACACUGUACAAUGUGGAAGUAGGUGACCUGAAGAUUGGGGUGAUCGAUACUCCUGGAUUUGGUGACUCUCGUGGCCUUGAACAAGACAAAACGAAUGCACAACGAAUCAUCAGCGCCCUCAAAAAGGAAGAGUACAUCAACUGUGUCUGCCUGAUCAUCAAUGGUCGUCAGCUUGGAGCAGAUGCAUUGUUGAAGUAUGUCCUCACUGAUAUAGCUGCUAUCCUUCCGAAAGGUAUUCUUGACAAUGUAAUUGUUGUGUUCAGUAACACAGGCGAUUUUCUUGACGUCGAUUUUGAUACAGGCCUGCUGAAACAAUAUUUUGGGAUAGAAAUUGAGAACAUUCUCUGUGUUGAAAAUCCGUACUGCCGGUUUGAGAAAGCAAAAGCAAAAGUUGGUCAACUAGGUAUUGAUAGAUUGACUAAGAGCUUGCAGAAAGCUUUUGAAGACACUUCCGAAGUUCUUACUGAGAUGUGUGAGACCAUCACAAAUUUCCCUCAAGUUCAAACACAUCGAUUUAUUGAGCUCUAUGAGAAGAAGCAAGAUAUUGAGAAGAGCGUUCUAGACUCGCUGACUGCCUAUGACAAUCAGAUGAUGCUGGAGAAAUCCCUCAUAGAUACCGAGGCCGAAGUAAAAGCAGCGGUGAGAAAAAAGUCUGAUAACAAAGACUACAAAACCUUUAUUCCGACCAAAUGGGGGGAGCACAAGCACAGCAUACUAUGUGCAUACAGUAAUUGCCAAAGCAAUUGCCAUACCCCAUGUGAUGACUUUUCGAAACUAUUGGAUAAAGAAAUGAUUAAAUGCUGUGUCGUUUUUGACGGAUCAAACACUUGUCGGAAAUGCGGUCAUAGUUACAUUGAUCAUUACGACGGAAAGCUUGAGGAGAAUACGCCUUCGAUACGUGUUAAGGAAUCAAAGAAAAAAAAGUUCGACAAAGCAUCAACUGAGGAAAUCCAAGCUCAAUCACGAUUCAAUGAGCAGAACGAAAAGAAACGCACUGCUGCUGCAGAAAGGAAGAAAUUGUCAGAGAAAUUGCUGAAACAAAUCAGUGAAUUUGAGGACGAGAGCGUAGCAGGAAAUUACACUAAGAUAUUGGAAUCCCAGUUGGCUGUGAUUGACACACGUAUUGAAGCUUCAACUGGCCCCGAGUCCGAAGACCUUUGUAAGACCAGGGAUGAGGUCAAAAAAAAGCUGGAGGUGAUACAACAAGCUAAGAAAAACACAGUAUACCAGUGUACCGCACGUGCAUUCAAUUUGGUAAAUUAGUUAUAAUUAUAAAUACCUUUUUUGUUUAAUAGUAUGCUCUUUGCUUUGUUUGACUAUUCACAUUUUUACUGUGUACAUUUAUUCUCCCUUAUAAUUUAUUGUCCUGAGAUUAAUUAUCGAUUGUGUACCCAAUUUCUCCAAAAUCAUGUUCAUUAAAGAGUUGAGCAAUCCGACAAUUU